AUGAACAUUGCAGGAGGACUGGUACAGCUUUUUAAAAUCUCUAUUGAUCAAGAAGAAUCAUUUUUGGAUAUGGGUAGAAAGCUUAAAGAUUAUUUAGAACAAAACCAUCUAUCCGAUCGAUAUCUUCAAGCAAUCUUAUUGAAUUCAUCAUCGCCUUUGCAUAUCACUGUUCUUGGUUUUUCGAUCAUUACCGAAACGAUUAAAGAUAUCGAUGUUGACCCAUUGAUCGUAUCUCGCAAUUAUCCCGAACCAAAAAAAAAGUAUGCACGCAAAUUAAUCCAACAAUCGGCAGAUCAAAACGAAAUGUAUGCUCAAUUUCUCUUGGCGAAUUCAUACCGUUAUGGGCUUUGGCAUGUUCGUGAUAAUGAACGGGCGUUUCAAUGUUAUCAACAAUCAAUGAGAUCUAAUAAUUUGGUAGCGUGUCAUCAUCUGGGAGCUUGUUAUCAAUGCUCGAUUGGUUGCAGGAGAGAUAUGGCUAAAGCGUACAAGUGUUAUUCGAAAUUCGAAGAUGGAUUUCAAGACGGGUUGAUGUUAUGUUAUCUCAAAGGAGAGGGUAUCCAAAGAGACAUGCAUUCAGCUUUAAAAUGCUGUUUAAAGUCAUGUAAGGCUGGGAAAACAGGUGUAAAACACCGAUUUAUACAAAUGCUUGAUGAUAAGUAUAAUCAUUAA
Molecule: messenger RNA, 669 nt
Organism: Ambispora gerdemannii
Lineage: Eukaryota; Fungi; Glomeromycota; Glomeromycetes; Archaeosporales; Ambisporaceae
Source: the annotation of a GenBank genome assembly